AUGUUGAAACAAAAUGCAGUAAAUCGUGGGACUGUUUCUCUAUAUACUAUAUUCUCUUUCCCAGCGGGAAAACGAACUCACAGGGAGGUCCGCCGUCACAGCUUUUCAGCGGCUCAGAGGGAUUUGCCUGCAGAAGCUCCUGACCUCACCGGCAACCUCGUGGAUCGCGACACCUCUCGGGAGCCACGUAACGCCAAAACCUGCGGCUUGUCCGCACCGGCUCUGCCAGGCCGGCCGCUCCGGCCCCCCGCGCGGUUCGCCAGCACCGCCGGGCAGGGGCCGGAGGCCGAGGGUCCGCAGCGGCGGGUGGUGGUGGUGAGGAUCACCAGCCCCUUCGCCUGGCUCCGCACCCGCUUCUAUUAUCUCCUCAUCCGCCUCUACUUCGACCAGGAGUUCAGCAUCGAGGAGUUCACCCGGGGGGCCAAGCAGGCCUUUUCUGUUGUUUCAAAGCUGCUGUCUCAGCGUAAACUUGACCUGCUGGAUGAACUUGUAUCAGCAGAGGUACUUCAGGUGCUGAAGCAAAAGAUUUCUUUGCUCCCCGACACUCACAGGGAUGCUUUAGCAGCUGACAUUGAUGCAAUCAUGUAUACAACAGAAGGAGAUGUUCGCAUUUACUAUGAUGAUGAUGGAAGAAAGUUUGUUAGCAUCCUGAUGCGUUUCUGGUAUCUGAAUGGUGCUAACCUACCUGAUGAAGUACCAGGCGAAACCAAAGUUUUCCAGAUUGUGUUUGGAGAUGAAAGCACAAAAGAAAAAAGACAUCUUUUAACAGCAAACUAUGAGUUCCAAAGGGAAUUCACAGAAGGAGCAAAACCAGACUGGACAAUUACACGGAUUGAACAUCCAAGGCUAUUAGAAUAAAUGCUUUCUACAGUCUUUUUAUGUACCAUUGUAAAUGUUCUGAUGUAACAAAUACCAGGCUUUUUUUGGUCUCUUUUUUCCCCUCCUGCCUUCUCCUCCAAAAGAGGAAUGAAUUUUGUAUGUUCGAUUUCCCGAAAUUGUUUCUGAAACUUACACUAUGCUGCAGCAUUACAAUAAAGCCUUUUCCCUGGAACAGGCUAGUACAAGUUUAAUUGGUACUAAUGCUCAUCCAAGGCACUUACACAGCAUAGUUUCACACGGGCCGGUAUUACGGGUAUGUUGACUUCUUACAUUCUGAGAAGAAAUGGUACUACUUGAAGAUAAAUUCAUGGCUGGUGGUCCUUCU
This is a messenger RNA of Haliaeetus leucocephalus (bald eagle), 1204 nucleotides long. It is a transcript of the gene MAIP1, whose product is annotated as chromosome unknown open reading frame, human C2orf47. Gene Ontology annotation, biological process: protein insertion into mitochondrial inner membrane from matrix; inner mitochondrial membrane organization. NCBI's taxonomy places the organism in Eukaryota, Metazoa, Chordata, Aves, Accipitriformes, Accipitridae. Gene Ontology annotation, cellular component: mitochondrial inner membrane. Gene Ontology annotation, molecular function: ribosome binding. The record is from RefSeq and is a predicted model, not a curated record. Bases 1 to 858 code for a protein of 285 amino acids. The transcript has 7 exons.